UGGGGUGAAGGGGCCGGGGCGGCCGCCGCCGUCGUCCCGCCGAGGCAGCCUCCCUGCCCUCGCCCCUCCCACACCGGCUGGCCCGGGAAGGUGGGAGCGGGUUCCCGUUGCCGCCGGCGGUGGAGCCUCGCCGAGGUUGCGUUUCUCGGUGAAGAAGCCGGAGCGGGGGGAGGCGGCGGCGGCGGCGGCGCGGUGUCGGUGUGGAAUGAACUGGGCAAAAUCUUUCCUACAUUGAUGGAACUGGACAGGAUUCAGCAGCCACAGAGGUACAACUCUGAGGCUUAGACCACAUUUCCUACUGGAAUAAGUCAAGGCAGCUGGAAUGGAGGGGGGGAGAAAAUAAUAAAGUAUCCUCCUAGUUCCAGGAACAACUGAAGUUACCGAGGACAAUGCACAGCGUAUAUCCUGAUGACACUCAGUGUGCAGCGACAUGGUUUUUGCAAUGGCAUCUGAGACUGAAAAGGCCCAUGCUCUUCUCCAAACUUUCAGCACAGCUUCAGUUAUUUCUAGUCUAUGUUUGGGAAUAUUCUGCUUUGUAGUGGACAGACUUUUGCAGUUUUCCUUCAUUCAGCAAAAUGACUGGCUCCGAGCCUUCUCUGAUAAUGCAGUGCAUGGUAUACUAGGAAUGUGGUCCUGGGCAAUAGUGAUUGGACUCAGGAAGAAAAGUGACUUCACUGAAGUCACUCUGGCUGGCUUCCUCUCCUCUGUUAUUGACGUGGACCACUUUUUUCUUGCUGGCUCUCUGUCAUUAAAGGCUGCUCUGACUCUUCCACAAAGACCACUUCUUCAUUGUUCUACUGUGAUUCCUGUUGUGGCUCUGACAUUAAAGUUUAUUAUGCACCUUUUCAGGCUUAAGGACUCAUGGUGCUUUCUUCCCUGGAUGUUGUUCAUAUCCUGGACUUCUCAUCACGUCCGUGAUGGGAUUCGUCAUGGCCUCUGGAUUUGCCCAGUUGGAAAAACGCCGCCUUUGCCAUAUUGGUUGUAUGUGGCAAUUACAGCAUCUUUACCUCAUCUAUGUUCAUUCAUUAUGUACUUAACAGGGACUAGAGAAUUAAUGUCUAUAAAACAUGGAAUCCACAUUGAUGUAUAAGGAUGAUGGAUCUUAGAAAUCGCUUGUAUUAAAACAUAAGCUAUCUAUCACUGGAAAGGCUUCAUAGAAACACAUUUCAUGAAUGGUAAUAAUGUCACAUCUACACUUUCCCCUUGUAAAAUAUGUGGUCUUCCAUUAUGGUUUCUACGUAGCUAGCUGAUUUAUAAAGUACUCUGUAGUAAUUAGGUUUCUUAAAAUUCUGUUCUUACUGACAUGGUGCUGAUCAUCUGAUAACCAUUCACUCUGGAUUUGUGUCCUGCCUUUGAAUAAUACACUUCAUCCAUGUAACUGAUGAUAACUAGCAUUUGUAUAGCACUUGGAAAAUGUACUGUAUGAAUGCUAAGGGUUAGUCAGAAUUUAUUAGUGUGUCACUUCUGUGAAUCAUCAGUUAGACUUUUUAGGAAUUAUUUGUUUUUGUGCUGGAUUCCUGUAUUCAAUUAUUUUUUUUAAAUGAUGCUUGUAUUUCACAAUGUUCAACUGCAUAUCUGCACCUGUUUGAACACUGACUGCUGUAAUACUGUGUUUAUAUUGAAUUCUGUUCUUCCAUAGUUGCUUGAUACUCAAUUUGCAGACUAUUAUUAGCUAUUAUUUAUGGCUAGGAGAAAAUAGUUUGAGUACAGUACUAUGGAUGUUGACCAAUAUGUUUAAAAAUAUACUGAUUAUGAAUAUUAUUUAAUUCAAAAUGAAGGAGUUCUAGUUUCAGUAUUUAAGGAUAACAUGUAAAGACAAAUUUGUAUUAUAGUAAAAUGCAAGCUUUAGGGAAGAUUCAGUGCGACAGGAAAAUUAAAAUUGCUCGGAAUAAGAGUUUGCUUUAGGGCCUUCCUGCUGUAUUAAUCUGUGUAGCACUUUCCAUUAAGUGUAAUAUUAUUAUUGUUGUUGCAAAAUAAAAUGCAUUGUUAUUA
Messenger RNA from Rhea pennata, 1992 nucleotides. RefSeq names its product transmembrane protein 267 (gene TMEM267). Bases 431 to 1090 code for a protein of 219 amino acids. The record is from RefSeq and is a predicted model, not a curated record. NCBI's taxonomy places the organism in Eukaryota, Metazoa, Chordata, Aves, Rheiformes, Rheidae. The transcript has 4 exons.